CCCACUGUUGCGCCGACAGACGCUCCCAGCGACAAGCCGACGUCCGCUCCGACCGCCCAGCCCAAGCCCACUUCGGGACCGACGCCCCCUGCGCCGACAACCAAGCCCACCAGCAGCCCCACGACCAAGCCCACCGCCAGUCCCACGACCAAGCCCACGUCCAAGCCCACGACCAAGCCCACGAACAAGCCCACGAACAAGCCGACGCCGACGUCCAAACCGUCGGGUGUUGUCAAGAAGCGCUGGGAACAGUGCGGUGGCAAAGACUACACGGGCAGUUCGCAAUGCGCCGAUGGCACUUCGUGCUUCAAGCAGGACGAGUGGUACUCGCAGUGUAUUCCGUCGUCCAACAGCAAGAACAACUAA
Saprolegnia parasitica CBS 223.65 is the source of this 366-nucleotide messenger RNA. RefSeq lists its product as hypothetical. The annotation marks the transcript as partial. NCBI's taxonomy places the organism in Eukaryota, Oomycota, Saprolegniomycetes, Saprolegniales, Saprolegniaceae. Gene Ontology annotation, cellular component: extracellular region. The transcript has a single exon. Gene Ontology annotation, biological process: carbohydrate metabolic process. The record is from RefSeq and is a predicted model, not a curated record. Gene Ontology annotation, molecular function: cellulose binding.